AUGAUGGCAGGAUGGUUUGCCUCCACUUCACAGCUCGACGAGCAGAUAGACAAGGCUACCUCGAGCUCACUCGAAGAUAUUGCCCUUAAUCUCGAAAUAUCGGAUAUCAUACGGUCGAAGACGGUGGGCUCGAAAGAGGCGAUGCGUUCGCUCAAACGGCGCAUAGGCAACAAGAAUCCGAACUUCCAACUGAGCGCACUCAACCUUACGGAUACAUGUGUGAAGAAUGGCGGAUCGCAUUUUCUGGCUGAAAUCGCAUCAAGAGAGUUCAUGGAUAACCUCGUCUCACUCCUCAAGGCAUACGGCGGGGCAGCAGUCAAUGAAGAGGUCAAGGCAAAGAUAUUGGAGCUGAUUCAGACAUGGGCAACUGCUACAGAAGGACAGCAUGAACUGUCGUACAUUGGGGAGACAUAUAAGGGGUUGCAACGAGACGGGUUCCAUUUCCCUCCAAAGGUCGACGUCGCAAAGAGUAUGUUACUCAGCAAUGCACCACCGGAAUGGACAGAUUCAGAUGUGUGUAUGCGAUGUAGAACAGCCUUCAGCUUCACGAACCGAAAGCACCACUGCCGGAAUUGUGGUAAUGUUUUCGACCAGCAGUGUUCGGCCAAAGUCCUACCUCUUCCGCAUCUCGGCAUUGUCCAGCCAGUCCGUGUGGACGAUGGAUGCUAUAUCAAAUUAACAGAUAAGUCUUCGAAAGGGGGAUCGUUUGCGUCGCCUCGCUCUCCGAUCAAGCAGCAUAGACCGAGCGGAUCCAUGCAGCCUCGCAGCGCGCGAAUAGAGUCUACAUUCGAUGAGGAUAUACAAAGGGCACUGGCUAUGAGUUUGGAGGAAGUCAAUAGUCAUGCCGGAGCCGGAUAUGUUCCCCAAUCAAAGAUCCAGUCAACCCCUGCCCAAACCACCACGAAUGGAGCUACCAAGAGCUCUUCGAGCAAGCCUGCUGAGGAAGAAGAUGAUGAUCUAAAAGCGGCAAUUGCUGCAUCUCUUGCCGAUAUGGAAGAACAGAAGAAAAAGCACUCUGCUACGAUCAAAGAACAGGCUUCUUCUGGCACAGCGCCGUCUGGAAUUGUUCCUCUACGGAAGAACGAAUAUGAGCUUACUCCGGUCGAAGCAGAGAAUAUUAACUUGUUUUCUACCCUCGUAGACCGAUUACAGACUCAGCCUCCUGGAACCAUUCUUAGGGAACCUCAAAUUCAAGAGCUGUAUGAGGGCAUCAACAAGCUUCGACCGAAACUGGCUCGAACGUAUGGGGAGACUAUGAGCAAACAUGACACACUUCUAGAUCUUCAUGCGAAGCUAUCUACUGUCGUCAGAUAUUACGAUCGCAUGCUCGAGGAACGUUUGUCAAGUACAUACAACCAGCACACCGUCAGUGGAUACAAUCUCCCUCCUCAGAGACCGGUAUCAACUAUGUAUCCGUCAAUUUCUUCAAAUUUGCCGAGCACUGCCGGAGGUGCUGAGAACUAUUACACUGGAAAUGCUCCCCAGGAACCAUAUGCGCGACCCCAGUCAACAUACUCGUAUGGGCAGCCUCAGCAACAAUAUCAACAGUACGAUAAUCGGGCUUCUGUUGCUGGAUACCCUGCACCGGUGCAGAGAAAGGAAAGUUAUGGUCAGUAUCCACCUCAGCAACAGCCAGUACAGCCUCAAAGAACAGGCAGCUGGCAACCGUCAGAUCCUUCCACCGGGUAUGCUCCUCAGCAGCCAUCUUAUCCACCAGAAAGUGUUCCGCCUCAACAGCACGCCCAGCCCACGAAUGCUCCUCCAGGAUCUCAGACACCAAUGAGCGUGCCUUCUCAGCCGCCAACUACUUAUGGUCAGUCGGAACCUGCGGUGUCACCUGCUGCCGAUCCAAAUGCAGCAUUCUAUUACAACACUCCUGGCCAGGCACCUCCACAACAGGCUUCAGAUCCGCAACAACCACAGUAUCCACAAACUCACCAAUCACCCCAGCAAUACCAAUCUACUGUCCAGCAACCUGUCUCUCCACUACAAUCAACAAGACAACCUCAGAAGCCUCAAGAGCAAUACGCUCCUCCCCCACAACAACAAGCUCCUCCCCAGCAAUAUGCUCCGCCUCAGCAGCAGCAGCAAGCUCCCUACUGGCAAGCCCAGCAACAAGCUUCAGCCCAACAACCAGCUCCAGCACAGCAGCAGCCAUGGCAACCUGCUGGACCAACCUACAGUGGAUAUACUCAAGAUUCGUUCCCAUCAGCACCUCACCAUGCACCACAACCUAAGGUAGAGGAAGCUCUGAUUGAACUUUAA
This is a messenger RNA of Cadophora gregata, 2265 nucleotides long. It is a transcript of the gene VPS27, whose product is annotated as Vacuolar protein-sorting-associated protein 27. Gene Ontology annotation, biological process: protein transport to vacuole involved in ubiquitin-dependent protein catabolic process via the multivesicular body sorting pathway; protein targeting to vacuole. The transcript has 5 exons. The coding region runs from base 1 to 2265 and encodes 754 amino acids. NCBI's taxonomy places the organism in Eukaryota, Fungi, Ascomycota, Leotiomycetes, Helotiales, Ploettnerulaceae. Gene Ontology annotation, cellular component: ESCRT-0 complex. The record is from RefSeq and is a predicted model, not a curated record. Gene Ontology annotation, molecular function: ubiquitin binding; phosphatidylinositol-3-phosphate binding; metal ion binding.